UGUUCCUUCCAGUCUCAAUUGAAGGCUCUGAACUUCGAUACCAUCCAACAUGAAAUUAUGGCGUACCCUACCCCUUAUUGUAGGCCUUGUUUCCCUUGCCAGAGCAGACCAAGUCGCUCUCCACGAACCCUCAGACGAAGCAUCGUUACUCUCACAAGCCACCUCAGAUGAGCUCCUCUACAUCCACCGAACGCUCAUCGAAAUCGAAUCGAUAACAGGAAAUGAAGAGAAAGUUGGGAAAUGGCUAGAAUCAUACUUGAAAGAGAAAGACUUCACGGUCGAGCUGCAGGAAGUGUCGUCGAAGCGGUAUAACUUGCUUGCCUAUGGGAAGAAGAGAGAAACUACGAUAUUGGUGACUUCACACAUCGAUACAGUGCCUCCAUUUUGGCCCUACUAUCAUAACAAAACCACGGAUUUAAUCGGUGGUCGCGGUUCGGUGGACGCGAAGGCCAGCGUGGCAGCGCAGAUAAUGGCAGUUCGGGGUCUGAAAGACCAGCUUCAAGAUGACUUAUCUCUAUUAUUCGUCGUUGGGGAAGAAACCGGGGGUGAUGGCAUGCGCGCUUUUUCCGAAAUGGAGGAUCGCCCUGAGUAUGACAUCGUUAUCUUCGGAGAGCCUACCGAGAGCAAGCUAGUAUGUGGCCACAAAGGUAUGCUUGGAUUCAGCCUCAAGGCGACCGGUAAAGCUGCUCACUCUGGAUACCCAUGGCUCGGCGUGUCUGCAAACGAUGUUCUAGUUGAAGCUUUAGAAAGUAUGCUCGUAUUGAGGAAGCGCUUGCCCUGGAGCGAAAAAUAUGGGAAUACGACGAUGAACUUUGGUAAAGUGGAAGGUGGUGUGGCUGCAAACGUUGUUGCAGAAGCUGCAGAAGCAAAUAUGUCGGUGCGGAUAGCUGCCGCAACUCCUCAAAUUAUCAAAAGCAUGAUUGUGGGUGCUUUGGAAGGCGUGAAAUCGAAGGCGCAGGAGCUCGGAGGGGACCUUGAGAUCGAAUGGGUUAGCGAGGGAUACGCGCCUGUUGACAUUGACUGCGAUGUCGAGGGAUUUGAGACGGUGACGGUUAAUUACGGGACUGAUGUUCCCAAUCUGAAGGGAAACCAUAAGAAAUAUCUCUACGGCCCGGGGAGCAUAUUCGUUGCGCAUUCAGACCACGAGGCACUCAAGAAGAAAGACCUCGAGCAGGCAGUGUUGGAUUUCCGAAGAUUGAUCAUAGCAACCUCUAUGAUGCAUCACGAUGAGCGUGAGGAAACAUGAAUCGAAGUGCAG
This is a messenger RNA of Lindgomyces ingoldianus, 1258 nucleotides long. Its product is annotated as acetylornithine deacetylase-like protein. Gene Ontology annotation, molecular function: hydrolase activity. The transcript has a single exon. The coding region runs from base 50 to 1246 and encodes 398 amino acids. The record is from RefSeq and is a predicted model, not a curated record. Lineage: Eukaryota; Fungi; Ascomycota; Dothideomycetes; Pleosporales; Lindgomycetaceae.